Glarea lozoyensis ATCC 20868 is the source of this 624-nucleotide messenger RNA. RefSeq lists its product as uncharacterized. Lineage: Eukaryota; Fungi; Ascomycota; Leotiomycetes; Helotiales; Helotiaceae. The record is from RefSeq and is a predicted model, not a curated record. The transcript has 3 exons. The coding region runs from base 1 to 624 and encodes 207 amino acids.
AUGCGUAUCUCAACCAUCAUCGUCUCCGGAGUCAUGGCUGCUCUCUCAGUCCGCGCCCAGAGCACCACCGAGUCCGUCGCAUCUGGCACUCAAUCCGUCUCUCCAGUUCAAGCGACCCAAGCCGCCUGUUUGGCAGCCUGCCCUGCGACCGACACCAAGUGCAGAGACGCGUGCAUUGUCGACCCAGUCGGCGUCCCAAACCCAGCCAUCGCCUGCAUCACCAACACUUGCACCCAAGGAAACGGUACCGCCGCUGAGAACUUGGCUUUCGAGAACUGCCAAAAAGCCUGCAGAUCGUCUGCGGCCACGGUCACCGCCACCACCGAUGCUCGUCCAGGUUAUACUGGUGGUGUUGUCGUCCCUACCAGCGCCUCUGGUGCGGUAGUCUCUUCAAGUGGAAGUGGAAGCCCAAGCGCCGCACAAACUGGAACCGCGUCCCGAUCUGGAACAUCCUCUGGUUCUGUCCAGACCGGUACAUCUGCCACUACCGGUGGAGCUGGCCCUGCUACCACCUCUGGCGCACCCGCAACCACCUCAUCAUCCGCCGCCAACGCCGAGAACGUACGCUUCGGCAUGUCCGCCGUCGGUGUCGCUGGUGUUUUCGCCGCCAUCUUCGCUUUGUAA